AUGUUCCCCCCACAUGCAAUGCGGUUUCUUAUCCUCGCCUUCGUUCUCUUCGCCGGCCUGGUUUCAGCCCAGGACUCGCCGUCGCCGUCGCCCUCACCAAGCUCAGCAUCGCCAACCGCAACCGGGCCCAGUCCUAGCCUUUCGCUUUCCUUGACGACCAGUACAGCGACCGUAAUAACGACUACUCGCUCAGCAGGACAGAAUGUACCCUUAACUUCCAUGUCUACGACCGUGCUGAACGUAACGUACACUAUCACUCCGACAGCUACCUCGUCUGCUGCUGCCGAAUCAUCGCCAACGCCAGAGCCGAUAGUACUGGAUACACGGGUCGACCCCGCCUUUGGGGUGCUGGGUGCAAUUCUGAUAAUUACGGGUCUGCCGAGUGCGUUCUGGGGUCACAAGAACCGAUGGACUUCUUUCUUUCUAAUUGGAUUCUACACGCUCUCCCUUACCUGCUUCGUCCUCAUCCUCAAGUUCGGUAUCCUCCCAGCAGUGAACCCGCCCAGCAAGAGCUUGCGGGGCUACUUCGUGCUGGCUUGUUCCGUUGCCGGCAUAGCAGGCGGUGGCGUAGCAAUAUUCUUCUGGAAGGCUUCAAAAUACUUUAUUGGCGCAUGGGGUGGGUUCGCCUUUGGGUUGUGGAUACAAUGUUUCCACAACGGUGGUGUAAUUGGUCAGAUUGGAUUCCGCUGGAUUAUGUACAUUGGAUGCGGCGUGGUCGGAUUUAUCCUCUGCACUAUUCCCAAGAUCCACUACCACAUUCUUCUGGUUUCAACCGCGUUCGUUGGGUCAUCUGCGUUUAUAUUAGGGGUCGACUGCUAUACUACUGCAGGACUUAAAGAGUUCUACAUAUGGAACCUGGGCUUUGGCUCGCUGUUUGUCAAGUUCACAAGCAAUGGCAUCCAGUUCCCGGUCACACAGACAAUGCAGAUCGAGCUCGGUCUCAUUGGCGCGGUAUCAUUGAUGGGGAUUGCAGUCCAGCUUCGUAUUCUUCGGGUUCUACAGCGCAAGUUGGAAGAAAUCGCAGAGGAAGAACGUAAACGCGAUGAAGAGCAGCAGGUUGAAGGGACUGAUCGAUUCAAGGACUUAAUGACCGAACGAGAAGAAUGGGAGCGAGAACACCCACCUCUUCCCAAGCAUUUUCGCAACGAGAGCGGAUUCUCCAGUACGCCGCUGAUGAAGGAUCAAGAAACGCCGGGGACUCCAGGCUCUGGCGAUCAUCGUGCUUCGUCUUUCACCCUCACUGAUAGUCGCCCGCGUGCUCAUUCUGGCGUGUCGGAGUUCUUCGCUGCGACGCCGGACGAAGACACUCGUCGAUAUCGCAGUCAAAGUCCUGGUGCCUUACCAGCUCUCGACUUGGGGUUCACUAUUCAAGAAGAUGUGCCUAGUAACUUUAUUGCCGACGCCGACGCUCGAACAAAAUCCCCCGCCUUGGAUUUGAAGACCACCGCUCAGGAGCUCGAGGAACUGAGGAAAAAACAAGCGCUCUUGGCUGAAAUCCAUGAGUUGCGAAGAUCAAUCGACGUUCUGAAGAGUGACACGCCUGUGCCGUCUUCGUCAUCCACGUCUCGCCACCCGUCCCUUUUGUCUAGACGUCAAAGCUUGGACGCUACGACACUUCUUCCUGGGCCUUCUCGAUUACGUCCUCCGCGCGAGACUGAUCCCCGCGGAAGAGUCCACUCGAUGGAAAUAUCCCAACUUACUCAAUCCUCCAUGCUCGGCGAGUCUAUUAGUCGGCCUACUAGUGCUCCUCUCAGAGACAACGAUUGGGACGCCUAUCUCCAUGACCGUAAGCUUGUGCAGCCGCCGACUGGCGUUUCUCCGCCGAUCGCAACGAGAAAUGUGGCUGCCGCGGCUUCUCAGCGACUCCCAGUUCCUCCGGCCGUUGUAGAAGCUCUUGACCAGCGCAAGCGUCGUGAAAGUGCACUCGGUGUAGGAACCAGUUACGAUCCUGACGAUACACCUCUUGCUAGGCUAGCCCCCGCCAGAACGAACUCCACCGGUGGACAUCUCCCUGUUUCCAUUCUUCCCCCUAAGAAGCACACUCCCGAAAUCCACGCGCCAACACCCCAACGACCGGACGCUCGUCGGACUCGAACCUUUGAAGAGCUUAACGAGCGUCAUAGGGAGAAGCUGCAUGAUCUCCAGGCUCCAUUGACUCAGGCGGAGAAGGAGCAUGCAGAAGUCGAGGCCGCCAAGCAAAGGUGGGAGAGAUCGAAAGCCUUUGAACGCGAUGCAGUUGCGAAGCGGCAAGCGGAAAAGGCGGCGGUAUUGGAGCAAAGGAGGAAGCAUUCUGGAGACGAGCUACGACGGCCUGUUGCUACUACUCUUGAGGCUCGACCCAGACAUUCGAGAUCAGCCAGCGGCGAUAAGCUCGCUGGUACGGGCUCGUCCGCCAAGCGGACUUCUACUAUGAAAGUAGAGGACUGGCAAAAGCACCAGGAUGCCGAAGUUGGAGUGCGCGGAGACAGAGGGGGCCAUACAGGCUCCAGAGUUGCUAGGGGCGAAGCAGGUGUACCGUUCCCUGGUGGCAGCAAGCAUCGGUGA
Molecule: messenger RNA, 2544 nt
Organism: Pleurotus ostreatus (oyster mushroom)
Lineage: Eukaryota; Fungi; Basidiomycota; Agaricomycetes; Agaricales; Pleurotaceae
Exons: 5
Coding region: 1-2544 (847 amino acids)
Source: RefSeq, a predicted model, not a curated record